Molecule: messenger RNA, 390 nt
Organism: Cinara cedri
Lineage: Eukaryota; Metazoa; Arthropoda; Insecta; Hemiptera; Aphididae
Source: the annotation of a GenBank genome assembly
AUGAUGAUUUUUGCUUACGAUAAACUUGGGAUAAUUGUCACUGUUCGAGUUCCAAUUGGCAGUAGUGUAACCGGGGAUUACUACAAAACAUUCCUUGCCAAAAAAUUGCGACCAGAAAUCCGUAAAAAGCGACCAGGAAUGUUACAAAAUGGUGUGUCCAUAUUGCACGAUAAUGCGCGGCCGCAUAUCGGAGCACCAGUCGUCGCUCUUUUGGAGAAAUAUGGAUGGGAACGCCUCAAACACCCACCGUAUUCGCCGGAUUUAAGUCCCCCGGACUUUGAUUNGAUCCGUGAACUCAACAAAGAUGGCGUCCUAUGCGGCAUUCAAGCGCUCCCGAAACGAUGGCAAUCGUGUAUAGACAAGCAGGGAGAUUAUAUCGAAGGCCUAUAA